UACCGCGGGCGAGGCGCGGGAUGCGCGGAGGCGGAUGCUACCGCUGCUGCCGCCGCGGCGCCGCCGGCUGUCAGCUCCUGGGCGCAGUAACUGUCACGCUGCACCUGAGCUGAACUUGAGCAGAGAGUGAAGAGGCCAUUGGGCUGCCGCUUUUUUUUUUUUUUUUUUUUUUUUUGGCACAUCGAGGUGGUUUUGUAGACGUGAGGGAGGAGGCUCUAUAUCGACGCCCCCAUCGUGCAGGCUGCACAUCACCUCCUUCUCUUUCUGCCAACACGGAAGGAGAGUGGAGACGGUCACCGGACUCCCAGGGACGUGGGACGGCGAACGUGACCGCAUCUGUGGAGCUACAACAACAACAGGUCGUCUUCUUUAGACGCCUUUGGCGGGAAGGACUACUUGAAAGGGAAGGUUUGAAAGAUCUAAAAGGGAAGGUGAAAAGGUUUCCCUAAUUCGUCAAAAAAAUAAUAAUAAAAACCACGGAGUGAUUCUUCUUGUCAUCUCUUUCCUCCUCCCCAUUAGUGACCCCAUCUCAUCAAGACUGUCAGGGGGAAGUCCAAAACACCUGUUGAAAGAAACUGUCGCCUCCAAAGUCACCUGCGUGCUUUCUCUGUGUGCCAGGAGGUGUCCUGGUGUAACUCUAGGCAAAGGUUUGUUUAGGUUUUGCUGAGACAGAUUUUGAGGACCCUGCAUUUCUAAUUUUUUAAAUUUUUUUGUUUGUUUGUUUUGGUUGCUGUUCAAAAUACUUGUCUGUGAGGAAAACUUGCUCUUCUGAGAACUGUCACUUCACCAAGAGUGCCACCUUGGAGUAAAGGUGACACCCCUGAACAGCUUUCUCCAGUGUUUGGUUGGAUGUGAAGGGGUGGAAGUGCUUGUGUUGUUUGGGGUGACUUGUCGCCUUCACUUCAAGACAACAUGGCAGCCGGUGUGGCAGCUUGGCUACCUUUUGCCAGGGCAGCGGCCAUCGGGUGGAUGCCUGUGGCCUCCGGGCCCAUGCCAGCACCCCCAAGACAAGAGAGGAAAAGAAGUCAGGAUGCUUUAAUCGUGCUGAACGUGAGUGGCACCCGAUUCCAGACAUGGCAGGACACCCUGGAGCGGUACCCGGACACUCUGCUCGGCAGUUCUGAGAGAGACUUUUUCUAUCACCCAGAGACCCAGCAGUAUUUCUUUGACCGCGACCCGGACAUCUUCCGCCACAUCCUCAAUUUCUACCGCACUGGGAAGCUCCAUUAUCCCCGCCAUGAGUGCAUCUCUGCUUAUGAUGAAGAGUUGGCCUUCUUUGGUCUCAUCCCAGAAAUCAUUGGUGAUUGCUGUUAUGAGGAGUACAAGGACCGCAGGCGAGAGAAUGCUGAGCGCCUGCAGGACGACGCGGACACUGAUACCGCGGGAGAAAGCGCACUGCCCACCAUGACAGCUCGUCAAAGGGUCUGGAGGGCCUUCGAGAACCCCCACACCAGCACCAUGGCCUUGGUGUUUUACUAUGUCACGGGGUUCUUCAUUGCCGUCUCAGUCAUCGCCAAUGUGGUAGAAACAGUCCCUUGUGGGUCUAGCCCCGGCCACAUUAAAGAAUUGCCUUGUGGGGAGAGGUACGCAGUGGCCUUCUUCUGCUUGGACACCGCGUGCGUCAUGAUCUUCACCGUGGAGUAUUUGCUUCGCCUGGCGGCCGCCCCCAGUCGAUACCGCUUCGUGCGCAGUGUCAUGAGUAUCAUUGAUGUGGUGGCCAUCCUGCCUUAUUACAUUGGGCUGGUGAUGACGGACAAUGAGGAUGUCAGUGGAGCCUUUGUCACACUGCGAGUCUUUCGUGUCUUCAGGAUCUUUAAGUUUUCCCGCCACUCUCAAGGCCUGCGCAUCCUGGGGUACACACUGAAGAGUUGCGCCUCAGAACUGGGCUUCUUGCUCUUCUCGCUCACCAUGGCUAUCAUCAUUUUUGCUACCGUUAUGUUCUACGCAGAGAAGGGGUCUUCAGCCAGCAAGUUCACCAGCAUCCCUGCAGCCUUCUGGUACACCAUCGUCACCAUGACAACGCUAGGGUAUGGUGACAUGGUACCAAAAACCAUAGCUGGGAAGAUCUUCGGUUCUAUCUGUUCACUGAGUGGAGUCUUGGUCAUUGCUCUACCUGUUCCAGUGAUCGUGUCCAACUUCAGUCGGAUCUACCAUCAAAACCAACGAGCAGACAAACGAAGGGCCCAGAAGAAAGCUAGACUUGCCAGGAUCCGGGCAGCAAAAAGCGGAAGUGCCAACGCUUACAUGCAGAGCAAGCGGAACGGCUUACUCAGCAACCAGCUAGAGUCCUCGGAGGAUGAGCAAGCCUUCAUUAGCAAAUCUGGUUCCAGCUUUGAGACCCAGCACCACCACCUGCUUCACUGCCUGGAGAAGACCACGAAUCAUGAGUUUGUGGAUGAACAAGUUUUUGAAGAAAGCUGCUUGGAGGUGGCAACUAUGAAUCGUCCUUCAAGUCACAGCCCCUCUCUCUCUUCACAACAAGGAGUCACCAGCACUUGCUGUUCAAGACGACACAAAAAAACUUUCCGCAUCCCAAAUGCCAAUGUAUCAGGAAGUCACCGAGGCAGCGUGCAAGAGCUCAGUACAAUUCAAAUCCGAUGUGUGGAAACAACACCUCUAUCCAACAGCCGAUCCAGCUUAAAUGCCAAAAUGGAAGAGUGUGUUAAACUAAACUGUGAACAACCUUAUGUGACCACAGCAAUAAUAAGCAUCCCAACACCUCCUGUCACCACACCGGAAGGCGACGACAGGCCAGAGUCCCCUGAGUACUCAGGAGGAAACAUUGUCAGGGUGUCUGCUCUGUAAGACAACUGGUACAGCUUUAAGAGAACCUAAGCCCCGGCUGUGGAAGGAAUCUCAAAGUAGAAGAAAGAAGAAACAAUAAACCUUUUUUGCAGAUUAAGACAGAAAAGCAAGAAGUUGAUAGUGAAGCAAAAAUAUAGUUUCCAAACUCGAGGAUGUGAAUAAAACCACCAAAUGGCAUUUUUAGACAGAGUUUGACUUGGGGGAAUGUUCUGUGGCCCCUUGACUUUGUGAAUGAGCACAAUGGAAUGCCAUCUAUUGAUGCUUCUUAUGAUCAGAACUCUUUUAUAAUAAAACAAAUAAAACAAAUCUUUGAACAUAAUGUUCCAGUUGAAUGCAAAACAAAAAAAAAUAUGGAAAACAUUUUGAUAAAAAUUUUUCCUGUUAAAAACCAUGAACGUUGGCUAUGGUGAAGAUUAUUACAUGUGAAAAUAAAACAUGCAAUUCAUUUGUAUUGACUGAAGGAAACCAUCCUAAUGCAUGCUAGAAUUCUUUGGAGCAGUGAUCUCAGUUUCCUUAUGUUGUCUUCAGAAUAGGCAUGAUAUACUAUAAUUGUAGAAAGGAGAAAUUUCUGUGCACUUACAACGAGCUGAUUGUUCACGUUCCACAGUGGGCUGUGCAAAAUGAUGUCCUUUUAGAACUGCAGGAUUUCUCAUGGGGCUGCUCAUGACAAAUCUAGUGUUUGAUAUAGUUCAGUAGUGAUUAUUGUUUAUUCUUGCACCUAGUUAUUGUUACAAUUGCAAUAAUUCAUUCAAUAUCUGUUGUAUCAGGAAUUGGGAUUUUUGUUUGGACUUUCCAGACCCUCUUAGGUACAUCAACAGCCCCAUUCAAGGGGAUACUUCUGAUGUGGCCAGGGUUUAGGUGACUUCUUAAUCCAAAAUUACUGUGUCAUGUUUCUCAGUAGUAUUCUUUAAUCCACUGUAUUCUCGUGACCCGUGUGCUAUUUGUUCCUGGUUUCUAUGACAUCGUUUUACUGGGUUUAUCAUUAUCAGCAGGACUAGUGUUUACUGUAGUACAAAUGGCUUUCCUUCUUUUGUAUUCCCCAGCAACUUAUCCUGUGAGUAGAUUUUCAUCAACACCCUUGUCAAAAACUAGAAAAAAAAAAAAAAGCUGGUAUCUAUGGUUAUUUCUCAUGUCUUUGAGAUUUAUAGAAAAACCCCAUAACUUGGAAACAUCAAUAUGUGUUUCAUGUAAAGAGUUAUCUGGGACUAAAAAAAUAAUCACAGGAUCAGUGAUCUCAGAAUCUUCCUUGAAGUAUUAUUUAUUUUUGCUUUAGAUCUUGAAUACACUUUAAGAACUAAUGUGAACUCAAAGAACUGAAAUGUAGGAAUAAGUUGGAGUGCUUAUUGUAGCAAUAUUUGAUGAUACCAUGUUUUUGGUGCCAUUUAGGUAACCAGCACCAAUAUAUCUCAGAAAUGUUCCUGUGUAUCACAAGGUGCAAAGUUCUCCAUUACAUUGGGAGGACGUAAGUUUGAUGAUGGAAAGUUGACGUUUAUGUACAUUUAAGUGAAAAGUCUUGAUACCUUUUCACUCUUAAAAUAUAUCAGCAGACAUACCUGUGUGUGACAGUAUAGAAAAAGAAGUUUUAUGUCAAAUGAAAAGUUUUGUUCAUUAUAAGCCACCAGUGUAAGGAAUAAAUCUUAGUUGCUAUACACAGAAAGGAGUUAACAAAUAUCCCUCUAUUAAAGAUAUUUUGAAAUGCUUAUCCUAACUUAUCAUAAAAAGAAUAACCCAACCAUUUCUGAGUAAAGUCAGAAAUUGUUCCUUCCCUUUUAUAGAUUAGCUUCUAGAACAGUGCUAUGUACACAGUAGAUCUUCUAAACAUUGGCUGAGUGACAGUAAGAUAAGCUCAGCUAUCUCUUGGGAGGAACUGGCUUUAUUCCUAGUAUAUCUUUUUAAAAGUUACUAAUCUUCCUUCAGUGUGACUAUUAACAAUUAUAUUAACACCUGCCUCUUGUCACGUUAUGCUUCUAGAGCAAAUAUAUAAGAAACUUAUUUGAUGGCAUUUAUUGAAAACCUUUGUAAAAGUAGAUUAAGGAAAUUGCAAUCAGGAAUACUAACAUCCUUUGACUCCCAAUAAGAAGUUCUAUUUUCAUGUUCUUAAGAACUAUGUAAAAGAAAAUACAGUUACAUUAUUUGAGCUGAGAAUUCUUCCUUCUCUAUUGAGUUGUCAUUUAUCCAAAAUUAUUAAUUUCUUUAGACUUUUGGGAAAAAUUUAAAAACUUUUUGAUGUUUUUGGUGAUUUAAAAAUAUACUGUGUUGGUGGUGAAUGACUAUUGAUGACUGUGUUAAGUGCAUCUGUAUUGUAAGUGAAACGUAAUUAUUUCUGUGUAUCAUAUGGAGUAACUAAGGUCAUUGUUUUUUGACAAUUUUGUUUGAAAUUCAUAUAUCUUAUUUCAAAGGAUAGCAUAAUAUCUGCAUUAUGCUGGAAAAAAAUAGACCUUUGGAGACUACUUAAAUAAAACAUGUGCAUGCUUGAACAGGA
Molecule: messenger RNA, 5287 nt
Organism: Jaculus jaculus (lesser Egyptian jerboa)
Lineage: Eukaryota; Metazoa; Chordata; Mammalia; Rodentia; Dipodidae
Gene: Kcnd2
Product: potassium voltage-gated channel subfamily D member 2
Exons: 6
Coding region: 913-2805 (630 amino acids)
Biological process (GO): potassium ion transmembrane transport; protein homooligomerization
Cellular component (GO): voltage-gated potassium channel complex; membrane
Molecular function (GO): protein binding; A-type (transient outward) potassium channel activity; voltage-gated monoatomic ion channel activity involved in regulation of postsynaptic membrane potential
Source: RefSeq, a predicted model, not a curated record